AUGAAAUUCCGAGAUUUUGGCAAGCUUAAUAUUGCACUACUUGCUAAACAAGGCUGGCGCAUUGUUAUUAAUCCUCACUCCCUUGUUGCUAGGCUUCUUAAAGCUAAAUACUUCCCUAACUCGAUGUUUAUGGAGGCAAAUUUGGGGUUUUCUCCAUCUCUCAUUUGGCGCAGUGUUUGGAGGUCUAGGGGCCUUCUUGAAAACGGAAUGGGUUGGAGAAUCGGGACGGGUCUGUCUGUCUCGAUAUGGAAUGAUUUUUGGCUUCCAGGAUUUUCAACUCGCAAAGUAACAUCAACGCCCUCGACACAAGUGGAAUUGGUCUCAGACAUCAUCUCUAUUGAUGGACGGAAUUGGAAUCGUGAUCUUAUCAAUUCUGUCUUUAAUGAUGAAGAUGCAAAAUCUAUUUUAAACAUUACUGCCAAUUUUCAACCAAGAAGAUAUUCUCUGUUGGAAAGGUGA
Messenger RNA from Hibiscus syriacus, 459 nucleotides. RefSeq lists its product as uncharacterized. NCBI's taxonomy places the organism in Eukaryota, Viridiplantae, Streptophyta, Magnoliopsida, Malvales, Malvaceae. The transcript has a single exon. Bases 1 to 459 code for a protein of 152 amino acids. The record is from RefSeq and is a predicted model, not a curated record.